Messenger RNA from Rhopalosiphum padi (bird cherry-oat aphid), 1398 nucleotides. RefSeq lists its product as uncharacterized. Gene Ontology annotation, biological process: interkinetic nuclear migration; centrosome cycle; positive regulation of centriole elongation. The coding region runs from base 1 to 1398 and encodes 465 amino acids. The transcript is spliced from 10 exons. NCBI's taxonomy places the organism in Eukaryota, Metazoa, Arthropoda, Insecta, Hemiptera, Aphididae. The record is from RefSeq and is a predicted model, not a curated record. Gene Ontology annotation, cellular component: centriole; centrosome.
AUGGCUAAUCAACUACAAGAAUUAAGUGGCAUGGAUAAAAGGAUUAUUUUACAAAUAUUCUCAGCUUAUGGGUUUGGUUUGAUCAGAGGAUCUAUUGAAAUACAUGCAACAUUUGUGAAACAAAAAAUUGUAACACCUAAAAUUCCAGUUCAUCAAAAUGAAUUGAAAAUUACCUCAGACAUUAUAUGGUAUAUGGAUAAUGCUAGAUUAAAAAAAUCAAAAAUGUCUAAUACAUCUAUAAGAGUUGAGUGCUUUCAUGUUCCAAUAAACAAAACUAGUCCAAAUGAAAAGCUUGGUUAUCUUUUAUUAAAAGUGAAAGGGGCACAAACUAUUAAUCCAACAUCCAAUGAUCGUAUAGAAAUCAAACCAUAUAAAUUAAUAGGAUCAAAAACUGGUAGUUAUGAACUUAAUUUAUCAUUGCGAAUUGAAGAUUUCAAUGAUAAAGCUACAAAAAAAUCACCUGAAAAAAUUCAAAAUUCAAAAUCAAAGAAUCAGAACGAUUUGAAAAAAAUAGAGGAAAAUAAACAUAUUGAAGAAAAUAUUGAAAUAGUUUUACCAAAAUCUGACAAAAAUAAUAUGUUAGGACAAAUAGAAUGUUUACCAGAAAAUAAUAAACCUCAACAUGUAUUCACUUUUGAUGUUCAACAAAAAUUAAUUGAAGAAUUAGAAAAUUGGAAAGACAAACAAAUGAUAUUAUUUAAUGAAAAAAUGAAAACGAAAGAAGAACAAUUGUUAAAAGAUUUAAAUGAUAAAUGGUCAGAUGAUAGAAAACACACUGAAGAAAAACUAACCUGUACUAUGUCUAAAUGUAAAGAAUUAGCCAAAGAUUUGGACAAAAUGUCUGAUAUGUUAAAAGAAAGAGAUGCUAUAGUUACAGCCAAAGAACUUGAAUUAACUUGUCAAAAAGAUAGAAUGGAAAAUAAAUACAUUGGUUUAGUGCAAAAUAUGCAGUCUUCCAAUGCUCAAACAAUUAAAGAAAUGAGUAACAACAUUUUUGAAGUGGAAACUCAAUUGCAUGGAUCAGAAAAACUUAAUAUUUUACUAAGACAAGAGAAUGAAGUACUAAAAUAUGAUAUCAAUACCAAUUGUGGUUUACAAGUAAAAGAAUUAGAGAAAAAAAUUUCAAAUUUAGAGUCUAAAAUUGAGGAAGCCAAUAAGUCUUGUAUGUUCUUUAAAGAGCGGUGGAUAGGAUCUAUUAGAAAACUUAACCAAUUGUACACCAAAUUUCAUGAAACUAAAACCACUAGAAAUUUUCUCAACAAUAAACAAAAUAUUCAAAACAUAGUGACUAACCAAUUAGAAGAACGAAAUCAAGAUGAAUUAAAAUUAAGAACACUCUUAAAUGAUUUAAGUAAAUUACGAGAAGAUAUGAUCAACACUAAUUAUUUGAACUUAUGA